GGGUGAAAUUCAAUCGUUGUCCAGAAUUGGCCAAAGUUCGACGUAUUGCCCCAGUUCGGUAAUCCAAAUUGAAACUUGAAACACAAGUGUUUUCGCAAUAGUUAAUUUUUUGCUGAAAGUUUUUAGUCCGUGAUCGAUGGCAGUAACCUGAAGCAAAGAGCCACUGAAAUUGACAUCCAGGAAAAGUCUCAGGAAUAACAAGUUCUGAUCAUCUUCAUAUCAUGAACUCUCCACCCAAUUCUAGUGCUAGUAAUUUACCAUUUGGUCUUCCACCUCAUGUCUCAACCUUUUUACCAAAGGCUGAAGCAAUCAAUGCAAUUACUGGACAUCCAUCCCAAGAAAAUGCAGAAGCGAGGGUACUUGGCAAUCAAAGUCAAGAAUGGCAUUAUCAGGAGCAUAAACAUUCAGGCAGAUACUUUGAGACGUCCAAUCAAGGGGUUGGAUACGAAAACACUUCCCAGUCUUGUCAAAACGAGUCCUCGGGCAACGUGUCUACCAUUGGAGAUGGCGGAACAGAACAACGCGAAGUUAAAGUUUACCUAUGCGACCCGCGUUUGAGCCGGAAAAAUGGCGGACAGGAUCUCCAUAAUCCUCACGUAACUAAUCAUCAUGAUUGGAUUACAUGUGGCCAGGGAUCUGAAAUGACUGCUGAUUCAUGGACCAAACAGGUGCAAGAGAAACCCUUUGUUCCACCUUUACCCGAUUCACCUUUACUAAAUCCUUCACCACCACCACCCCCUCUCCCUUCGCUUCCUCCUAUCCCUACCUCACCACCUCCUAUCCUUUCGCCAUCACAAGAACCAAUGCCAGCUCUUCCCAUUUCGGGGCCAUCCAGGGGUCAUCCCACUGCUGGCCAUCUUGGAACGAAAUGGAAACCUAAAGUCGCGUCUUAUCAAAUCUUCCAGCCAGAGACUGAUACUGCCUCGUCUAAAUGGAACACUUUGUCGACCGGUCGAAUUUCAAGAAAUCACUCCACGCCAAUGGUACCGUGUUUAUUAUCCAUACCGUUUCCGGUCUAUUGCAUCAAUUGCAAUGAAUAUGGCCAUGAGACGAGACAAUGUUUCAUUAUUAAUUCCGUCAAGCAACAAAAUAAAAGAAAGUCAGAAGAAGAAAGUCAGGGGUGCUGUAAACGCACUAGAAAGGGAAACCAUGCUAUCGGUUGCUCUAGUUUAACGACUUUAACUCGGGAAAUUGGAAGUUCUACGGAGAAACCUGGCAUUUCCCGAUGGGCUACAGGUGCCAAUGCAGUUGCCCAAUUAGUUGGUCGAAAGACACCCGUUGUCAGAAUAUCCGUCGAUAAUAAUGCAGUUGCUGCUAGCUCUUCGAAAAUGGAAGAAUCUCUACAAGAGAGUUUUGUCACUCAAAAAAAUAUUGCAAACGCCACCAUCUCCACGGCAUCGAGCCAAUCCUUAAUAUACGAAGACGAAAUUAACCAACUAAUAGCAAGCGGAAUACAUACUUUGAAGGAAAUGAUUGAUGCCUUACCCAGCGAAAAGAGCAAUUCAUCGUUUUUGAACACUAUACUCACGCCCAAUGUUGCCGAAACCGAUGUAACGAAUAUCAACUCCAACAUCAGCGCAGAACGAUCUGCCGGGUCCAAAGAUGGUCAGAAAGGAAACGAAAAAGAGAAAACAAGCAAAAACGGAGACAACGCGGACAGUCAAGUUUGCAAUAUAUGCCAGAAAACGAAAGGAGGCCAUGUGCAGGGUUGUUUUAAUUCAAAAAAAGUUCGUUCCUUACGCAAUCGAGAGAAACUACGCUGCGAAGAAUUGGCAAAAAAGAUACAAAUGAGGUCGGAAUGGUUUUCCGAGAUCUUGAAAAUGAUGAGAAGUGAAGUUUCUUUUCCGGCGAUGCCAGUAGAACCACCUUCACAAGAAAGGCCAAAGAAACGACCGGAAGAAGAUGAAUUGUUGGCCCGUGUCGAAUUUAUCAAAAGGGUACCCAGAGAGGAACUGGAAGAAAUGGUUUUGAGGUAUAUCUAUUUUUUUGAGGCAAAUAAGCGCAAUGAAGCAGAAGAAUUGAUCAUCGCUAAACGAAAGGUAUUGAACAUGCAAAAUCAGAUCAACAUGCUUCAAUAUAGGCUGAAGCGAGAAUAUAAAAAAAGAGCAAAUCAGACAUCUAAGCCAACAUGUACCAUUGGCACACAAGUACAAUCGAAUGAUUUCGAUACAUCUGGCCAGCCGAACAUUCCGUUGCCGGUUAAAUCUCUUUCGCCUGUGCAUAUCAAAGUGGAGAAGGCUGAAGCAAACAUUUUACCACCAUCAUCGGAGUUAUCCACUUCAAAGGAGGAUAUCUCAAAUCGUACAUGUCUACCAUCCAGUGUUGGCAAUUCAGAUAUGGCGCAAUUACCAUGCGAUCCAAUAGUCAGCAGCAUCAAUACACCAAACAAAAUAGUUGUGAAAGCUGAAAAGCAAUGUAUGCCAACACUGCGGGAUAACUCAUUACAUCCCGAAAAGAAUGGUGAACACCAAGAAACCACUGUCACGCCUCGUAUUCAGCUACCUCUACAAAAAUCCACGUUUACUGAUGCAGACAUUCCCUAUGGUAAACCUGCUCUUAAUGUAAAAAAUACCGCUGCAUCUUCUCUUGGACAUCCUCCGAAACAACUUCCUUCUCCUGCUGAUCCGAUCAACCCUUCCGCCAAAAAAAACCAAUCGUCCAAGGAGCGACCCACCAACAGUACGAUAAGUCGAGUUAUGCGACACGUGGAACAGCAACGGGCAUCCUCAUCAAGCACUUUACAAGCUGAACUUUCAACCUUGUCUGCUAGUAUGACUCCUCAAAGACAACAACCUUCAACCGCUUCUAGUUCGUCUCUUCUAAAUCAGCAAUCAUACGUAUGUAACUAUGAAAUCCAACAGAAAAGUCAACGAACCGAGAGCGUCCAAUCGGAUUUCCGUCUUAUAAAGUCGGAAUACGUUAAAAUUGAAGCAAACAAACGGAGCGAAGCAACUGGUACACCACGUCAGAGAAGCGAUAUGCACGCUUUAGGUUCACGCGAGCUUCCUAUUCAAAUUGAGUGAUAACCAAAUGUGUUGAGCCUUCUUUCUACCAAUUUGUUCACCGUUAUAACCUAGAAAAAGUAAGUUAUGAUGGAGCUGUCAUGCGCCAUUAAUUUUGCCGAAAUGCAAGUUUCUUAUUGUUUAGUGUUAGCAUUUGAGAUCCGUUUGGUACUUCUGUAUCAUCUGAAUUUCAGAGUUCCGUGCUGAUCUUUUGCUGCCUACCAGAAGCAGUGGAAGAAUACACGCUCUAAAAUUCUA
This is a messenger RNA of Daphnia magna, 3260 nucleotides long. RefSeq lists its product as uncharacterized. The coding region runs from base 222 to 3023 and encodes 933 amino acids. The record is from RefSeq and is a predicted model, not a curated record. The transcript is spliced from 12 exons. Gene Ontology annotation, molecular function: zinc ion binding; nucleic acid binding. Lineage: Eukaryota; Metazoa; Arthropoda; Branchiopoda; Diplostraca; Daphniidae.